Molecule: messenger RNA, 2550 nt
Organism: Stylonychia lemnae
Lineage: Eukaryota; Ciliophora; Spirotrichea; Sporadotrichida; Oxytrichidae
Source: the annotation of a GenBank genome assembly
AUGGAAUCCAAAGCUCAAUUAGUCCUCGGAAUUCUAAGAGAAACUUCCACUGCUUGGGAAAGAAGAGUACCAUUUACUCCUGAGGCUAUUUAAGAUCUUAUUAGUAAAUUUGGCAUCAAAGUGCUUAUUCAGCCAUCAACUAACAGAUGCUUUUCUGAUUCCUAAUACAUCUAAGCUGGAGCUGAGGUUAGUGAUGAUCUAACUCAAGCUCAUGUGAUUGCUGGUAUCAAACCAGCUAAAUUGGAUAGUCUACUUGCUAACAAAGUUUACAUGAUGUAUACAAGAGUCCACACAGGAGCACCAGGCAUUGUUCCUUAUCUCAAAAAGCUACUUGAGCAGAAGGUCACCCUAGUAGACUACGAGAAAAUAAGAAAUGAAAAAGAUGAGAUACUUGUGGGGUCAAGCAAACUUGCUGGAACUGUGGGAAUGUUCAACAUUUUCAGAUAAGUCGGAGAAUAUCUACUUUUGAGAAAGAACCUUAACACCCCUUUCUUAUUCACUGGGGGAAGUGCUUACAUGCAUAGAGACAAGGCAAGCUGUGAAUAAGCACUCAGAAACAUUUCAAAAGUUAUUCAAGAUUAGGGUGGAUUGCCCAAAGAAAUAUCUCCAUUUGUCAUUGGAAUCGUAGGCAGUGGAAUUGUGACGUAAGGAGCUCUAGAGCUAAUCUAGAAUAAUUUACCUACUGAAAGAAUUGAUGCUAAUGAUUUAAAGAAUCUUUUGGAGAAUCCUCCUGCUGAUCAUCAAUAAAAGAUUUAUUUUACCACUAUUAGAAGAGAGCACUAUCUAAGGGAUGAGGGAACAGAUGGAAACACUUAGUUUAACUACUAACUUCUAGAAUCAAAUCCAGAGAAAUUCCAUUCAGUUAUAGACACGUAAAUCUUGCCUUACUUAUCAGUUCUUGUAAACUGUGCUAAUUGGAAAAGAGGUACUCAAAUGCUAAUUACUAAUGAUUAAAUUAAGCAAGCCUGUGGUUCAGAGAAUCAAAAGCUCAUUGCAAUCAGCGAUGUAGCUGCUCUUAUUAAUGGUCCCAUCGAAUUUUUCAAAGAAGAAUGCUUGAUAGAGAGACCAUAUUUCUUAUAUGAUACCUAAAAUCAUAAAAGAUACGAAAGCUAUGAUGAACUUAAGCAUGCUGGAUAGAAUACUUCAAAUAAUAUCCUUGUGUAUUAGGGAGUUGAGCAAUUGCCAGCUGAGCUGAGUUUAGAUGCUUCUAAGAUGUUCUCAGACAGGCUUCAGGAUUAUGUCCAUCAAAUAUUGCAAAUCGCUGAGCUUGCUUAGAACGACAAGGAUACUUUUGACAUCGAAUUUGAAAAGUUACCCUUGGAAAUCCAAAAAUCAAUUGCAUCUACUCCUAGCGGAAAAACUGGGAAGUAGGACACCUCUUCAAAGCCAGCUCAACACAUUGAGAAGGAUCUUUACAUGAGAAUGAAGGAACUCGAAAGUGAAUUGGAAAUCUUGUCUAUUUAAGAAGAGUAUCUAAAGGAUGAACAGAGACAUCUUAAGAGUGAAUAUGUUAGAUCCAAAGAGGAAAUCAAGAGAAUCUAGUCAGUUUACUUGGGAACUGGAAAUUUCAUUGAGAUGAUUGAUGAAUCAUAUGGUAUCGUUGGAAGUACCAGUGGAUCUCAAUACUAUGUCAGAGUUUUGAGUACUCUAAACAGAGAGGAGUUAAAGCCCAAUGCUAGAGUUGCUCUUCACAGAUCAUCUCACUCAGUUGUUGAUAUUUUGCCUCCUGAUACAGAUGCCGCAGUUCAAAUGAUGAAGAUGACUGAAAAGCCAGAUGUCAGCUAUAAUGAUGUUGGAGGUCUUGAUAUUCAAAAGCAAGAAAUCCGUGAAGCUAUUGAGCUACCUUUGAUUCAUCCAGAACUUUACUCUUAAAUUGGUAUUGACCCUCCAAGAGGAGUCUUACUUUAUGGACCCCCAGGUACUGGUAAAACUAUGCUUGCUAAAGCUGUAGCUAAUUAAACUAAUGCAGCAUUUAUCAGAAUGGUAGGAUCUGAAUUCGUUCAAAAAUAUCUUGGAGAGGGUCCAAGAAUGGUCAGAGAUGUCUUUAGACUUGCUAGGGAAAACGCUCCAUCUAUUGUAUUCAUCGAUGAAAUUGAUUCUAUUGCAACUAAGAGAUUUGAUGCUAACACAGGUGCAGAUAGAGAAGUUCAAAGAAUCCUGAUCGAACUUUUGAAUCAGAUGGAUGGUUUUGAUCAAACUGUAAAUGUUAAGGUCAUUAUGGCAACCAACAGAGCUGAUACUCUUGAUCCAGCUCUCUUGAGACCAGGUAGACUUGAUAGAAAAAUUGAAUUCCCACUCCCAGAUAGAAGAUAAAAGAGACUCGUUUUCCAAACUUUAACUAGUAAAAUGAACUUAAGCGAGGAAGUUGAUUUGGAAGACUUUGUUCAAAGACCUGAGAAAAUCAGCGCCGCUGAUAUUCAAAGUAUCUGCUAAGAAGCAGGUAUGCAAGCAGUCAGAAAGAAUAGAUAUGUAAUUUUACCCAAAGAUUUCGAGAAGGGAUAUAAAAAAGUAGUCAAGAAGAGAGAUACUGAGUUCGACUUCUAUAAGUGA